Euleptes europaea (tarantolino) is the source of this 1325-nucleotide messenger RNA. RefSeq names its product nipsnap homolog 1 (gene NIPSNAP1). The transcript is spliced from 11 exons. The record is from RefSeq and is a predicted model, not a curated record. Lineage: Eukaryota; Metazoa; Chordata; Lepidosauria; Squamata; Sphaerodactylidae. Gene Ontology annotation, cellular component: mitochondrion. Bases 1 to 1281 code for a protein of 426 amino acids.
AUGCAGACCAUUUCCCUAUUGCAGAGCCAGCCCGGCGAGGUCGCUCUGCACGAGGCCUUCCGGGAGGCUCCAGUGGGAAACUUCAGCGCGGGGCUCGAACUGAGCGCGCAGGGGAAGCUCGUCCGUGGGGCGGAGCUGGGCGCGGCGGCGGCGGCGGAGAGCCGCCCAGUCCCGCGGCUCGUCCCGCCUUGCAGGAGUCGGGCGGCUGCAGAGCAGGAAUGGCGGCGCGGGCGUGCCGGAUCCCAGCGCGGGGUUUGCAGCUGGUGCGGGGCGGAGGAUUCGACGGCGCCAGGUGAGCAGUCGGGGGCUCGGCUGGAGCCUGCGCUCCCUUCCCGGGCCCCUCUCUGCGCGGAUGCCCAGGGUCUCUUUGCAAAGGCGGGGCUUUUCCCGCCCGCGGAGAGGGGCCCGGGGCUCAACCCUGCCCGCAAGUUCCAGCCUCCCACCUGGGGCAGGCGGCUGAACCUGCUGGUAGAUGUGCUAGUCCUCUUGUGUGCCACCAUUUUUACUUCUGUGUCUUUUUCCAGGGGCUACUCCAAAGACAACGAAAGUAGCUGGUUCCGCUCCCUCUUUGUCCACAAAGUGGAUCCCCGAAAAGAUGCUCAUUCCAAUCUUCUGUCCAAGAAAGAGACCAACCACCUGUACAAGAUCCAGUUCCACAAUGUGAAACCUGAAUGUCUGGAUGCCUACAACAGCCUGGCGGAGGAGGUCCUUCCUAAGCUGCACUCAGAUCCGGAUUACCCCUGCGACCUGGUUGGGAACUGGAAUACUUGGUAUGGCGAACAGGACCAGGCAGUGCACCUGUGGCGAUUCAGCGGUGGCUACCCAGCCCUCAUGGAGUGCAUGAACAAGCUGCGACAGAACCAGUCAUACCGGGAUUUUCAAAAGGAGAGGAGUAAGAUGCUGCUCUCCCGGAGGAACCAGCUGCUGCUGGAAUUCAGUUUUUGGAAUGAGCCUUUGCCACGGGCUGGACCCAACAUCUACGAGCUGAGGUCAUACAAGCUUAAGCCAGGAACCAUGAUUGAGUGGGGAAACAACUGGGCACGGGCCAUUAAACACCGCCAGGAGAACCAAGAAGCGGUGGGUGGCUUCUUUUCCCAAAUCGGGGAGCUGUACGUCGUGCAUCAUUUGUGGGCAUACAGAGAUCUGCAGUCCCGAGAGGAAACAAGGAACGCAGCCUGGAGGAAACGCGGCUGGGAUGAGAACGUUUACUAUACAGUACCUCUCGUUCGGAGCAUGGAGUCUCGUAUAAUGAUUCCCUUGAAGAUCUCACCUUUGCAGUGAUGCUGACCUCCCACCCAUGAGCCUUUCUGUCAACCACUAGUCUC